GAAAUUUUGUGAAAUAAUGUCAUACUUAUUAUUAUUUUUUAUGGGGAUGUCAUACUUAGUAGCGAAAUUAUUUCGUAACCGGCGAUGUCGUUGUCCUGCUGUUGCCGAUUUCCCCCGUUGCCAUCUUGAAGCUGCACUUCACCUGAAAACCACCAAGCUUUCGAUCCAGUAAGACGCCGCGGCUGCCUCCCUAGGGUUCCGAGUCGAAGAUCCCCUGGAUCGCACUAUCGCGGCGAGGCGAUGGCCGGCGACGAGGUGAAGCCUGUCGACGCGACCGACGGGGACACAGCCGCCGCUCGUGGCGAGGAGCUGCAGCCGGCGCCCCUUCCCGAGGAUGUGCUCGCGGAAGUCCUCCGCCGCGCUGGAUCGCCGCGUCCCGCCGCGCUGGAUCGCCGCCUCCCGCUGCGUCUGCACGGCCUGGCGCGACGCCAUCGAUGCGCGCGGCCUCCUGCGCGCCGACCUGCUCCCGCUCUCCCUCGCCGGCCUCUUCAUCCACUUCGACGAGCACAAGUAUCCCGAAUUCCUCGCCCGCCCCCCCUCUGCGGCUGGCGCCCCCGCCAUCACCGGCAACCUCAGCUUCCUGCCCUCCACCAGCCCCCAUUGCGGCUAUUUCUGGCAGGAAGACUGCGCUGAUUGGUGGCACUAUAACAUCGAUGAUCACUGCAACGGGCUCCUCUUGCUUCGCAGUAACCGGGUGGUUAACCCUGCCAUCCGAUGCUGGAGUGCUUUGCCACCGCGCCCUGCCAAAGAUGCCACAGGUAACGUGUCAUACCGUGGGCAUCUGAUCUAUGAUCCGAUGAUAUCACCGUACUAUGAGGUGUUUAUGACCCCCCGUUUGGAUGACUAUCAUUCUGGAGAUGAGGUAGACCCCUCGAUGGAGGAAUCUGAAUGGCCACCAUCCCCAUGCAAGAUGUAUGUAUUCUCAUCAAAGUCUGGUCGUUGGGAGGAGAAAUAUUUCUUCCGAGAAGGGGGAGCUACAGUGAUUGUCAGUGAAAUGCGAGUGGGUUACGGGCGAUCCAACGGCGUCUAUUAUCGGGGAGCACUUUAUGUACACUGUAGAGCUGAUUUAAUUAUGAGAAUAUCAUUGUCUGAUAAUACGUACAGUGUAAUUAAACCACCUGUCAUUGAUACCAGAGCACACGACCAUCCAUAUGUCGAGAUUGUAAGAUCAAAAAAGGGGGUGUACUUUGUGGCAUUUGAUAUGUACUGGCCUCAGUGUAAGUGUUGGCUUGGAGUUUGGAUCCCCAAUGAAUCAUGUGGUCAGAUGGAGUGGAUGUUGAAGCAUGACAAAGACCUUAAGCAUGCGCUAGCACAUCACCGGUAUUGUGGACGACUUCACUGGAUCUUAGAAGAUAUUAACUACAACCUGUUUUGUUCUUCUAGUUUCCUAGAAGGCAACAAGAAAGCAACCACUGAAGAGAAUUUUGAAUGGAACUCUGACGAUGAUAUUGAAAACAAAGACUUGGUUAAGCCUUGUUGUUUAGAAGACAAUAAGAAAUCAAUAGUUGAAAAUAAAUUGGAUUGGAAGCCCGACAAUCAUAAUGCUCUUAAUGAUGACGCUAUGGUUGAAGAGUGUUACUGGGAUGAAGAGCGUUGUGAUGAUUCAUAUGAUCAAGACAUUGAGAUACUUGGGUUUCACCCAUAUAAAGAGAUUGUCUACUUGAGUGCAUCACAGCAUACAGCACUGGCAUAUAAUUUGAAUGGCUCAAAGAUUGAAGAAUUAGGAAACAGAUACCCAGAAGAGUAUCUAUAUUUCAAAGAGUUGGGUAAUGAGCGGGAGAGGAUCAAAUCUUUUCCAUACACCCCAUGUUGGAUUGAAGAGUUCCCUGGGAACAACUAGUCUAGAAGUUCAUCUCACAUAUGAGCCUAUUUUAUUUGCAAUCUAUUUGAACUAUUUAAGAAAUGGCUUGCACAAGAUGUUUAGUCUAUGUAAUAUAUAUGUAAGAAUUGAUCAAUUUCUCUAUUGAAAAGGAGGUUACAAUUAUGUUUCUUUUUUUA
Molecule: messenger RNA, 1998 nt
Organism: Aegilops tauschii subsp. strangulata
Lineage: Eukaryota; Viridiplantae; Streptophyta; Magnoliopsida; Poales; Poaceae
Source: RefSeq, a predicted model, not a curated record